Messenger RNA from Exophiala spinifera, 948 nucleotides. RefSeq lists its product as uncharacterized. Gene Ontology annotation, cellular component: signal recognition particle, endoplasmic reticulum targeting. Gene Ontology annotation, molecular function: 7S RNA binding. Lineage: Eukaryota; Fungi; Ascomycota; Eurotiomycetes; Chaetothyriales; Herpotrichiellaceae. The record is from RefSeq and is a predicted model, not a curated record. The transcript has a single exon. The coding region runs from base 1 to 948 and encodes 315 amino acids. Gene Ontology annotation, biological process: SRP-dependent cotranslational protein targeting to membrane, signal sequence recognition; SRP-dependent cotranslational protein targeting to membrane.
AUGUCUCACGCUCGUGUCGAAGAGCUCUCCGACUCAGAUCCCGACAUCGACGACCCCUCCGAAUUCCUCCCACACUCCGACAACCAGAUCCUACGCCCCGUUGCUGCUUCGCAACCCUCACCCGCAGCCCCGUCCUCGUCGUCUUCUUCAGCCUCAAAACCCUCAAGCACUACUCCUCCUCCCAACCCGACGCUUUUCCGCCCUCCGCCACCAUCUCAGCAGUCCCAGCAACAAACCAGAGAAAGCAUCAAGACGUUCCAAUGCCUCUACCCGAUCUACUUCGACAGCACGCGGACCAAGGCGCAGGGUCGGCGCGUGGGAUCGAAGCUCGCCGUGCCCAAUCCUCUAGCGUACAACCUGGUCAUGGCGGCGCGAGCAACGCUCGGUAACCACACACAAAUCAACUUCGCAUUCGAGCCGGACAAGACACACCCCAAGGACUGGGCGAACCCAGGCAGGGUACGGGUGCAGCUGUUCGACAAGGAGACGCAUCAGCCGCUACACCCGCAGAUCAAGAACAAGGCGCACCUGUACAGGGUGAUUGGCCAGUGGCUCAAAGACAACCCGACGACCAAGGAAGAUCCGCUCGAGCUGAGGAUUCAGGGGUUGCCCGUGCCCGACAACUUUGGCAAGGAGGAAAUCCCCAAGCCCCGAGGUUGGAAGAUGGGCUCGAUACUCCCCGUGCAUUCCCCCGCCGUCAGCGGCGGAGGCGUGAGGGACGAUUUCUUCAAAGAGGCAAUGGAGGAGAUGAGACAGGCCCAAGCAGCGGGUGGCGGUCAGUUGCCUGGUGGUGGUGGUAUGCCUGAUAUGAGCGCCCUGCAGAACAUGAUGAGCAGUAUGGGUGGACUAGGAGGCAUGGGUGGCAUGGCUGGACUGGGAGGUGGCGGCGGAGGGGGAGGAGGGGACUCUAGCAGCGGGAAGAAGAAAAGGGACAAAAAGAAAGGUUGA